Messenger RNA from Hyaloperonospora brassicae, 2580 nucleotides. NCBI's taxonomy places the organism in Eukaryota, Oomycota, Peronosporomycetes, Peronosporales, Peronosporaceae. The record is from the annotation of a GenBank genome assembly.
AUGCCCAGCGCGAAUGGCUCUGCAUCCGCCGCCGCGACGGCCCGUGCGCCGCUGCCGUCCGCCGUCCUGACGUUCAGCGACACCGACGCCGAGUUCGCGCGCGCGCUCCAGUCGUACGACAUUCCAUCCGUCACCGAGGCGCUGCGCCGGUACCUCGCGUCCGAGACCCAAGCCGGGAGUCUCUCGGCCGCCAAGCACCAGUCGGUGCAGCUCCGCAGCGUCUUUUACGAGCGCUUUAACCAGCUCCUCGACCGCGUGUUUGGCGUCGACGCCGUCUCGAAGCAGAAGUAUGGCGGCUGGCUCGACUACAGCGCGGGCCUCGGCGCCGCGCCGACUGCAGGGUCCGCUGCUGCGCUUGCAGCCAAGAAACGAGUCGAGCAGCGCGAGGAGAGAGCCUUAGCAGGCGUCGCGACCGAUGACGAUGACGGUGAGGAGUUGUUUGGGUCGUUGACCGCCAGUGGUCGAGCUAUGGUCAAGCUCCUGGGCGGCGGAGUGCGUGCAGAGGACGGGUCGGUCUUCCAGUUUCUCUUUCGCGUGCCGCACCCCGUGGAGUUUAAGUUUGCACUCGAGAUGCUGCCAGAACAGAGCAAGAUGGCGAUCGCCAGUGGUCGAGGCGCGAGUCUGCUGUUCACGCAGCUGCUGCACAAGCCGCUGGCCAAGCAGAGACUGGAUCUUCGCCGGCCCGAGCUGCUCGUGUCCAUCGCGGAGCUCUAUCUGUUCUACUUUUUCCGCCAUCCAGCAUCGUCGUCACAUCCAGGCGGUGGCGAGUCAACAACUGCAGCGACGUCGGGAUCAACUGCUAGUGGGAUGAUGUCGGCGGUCAAACCGACGUCGUCUUCGUCGUCGAGCAGCGCAGCCAAGAGCCGGCAGUCGAACUGGCGUAUGUACAACAAAGAUGGAGUGGCAGCGUUGACGAGAGGGAACCCAUACAGCGUGCUGCUAUUGCAGUAUUUGCGAGCAUUCUUGCCCGACACCAAUCGCGGCGUCAAGAGCCGCUUUCACGGCAAGCUGCUGAAAGACUCGAACCUCUUUCUGCACAUCAUGAUUGAGUUUUGGCUGCGGCAGAACCUCAUUUCAUUCUCGGAUGAGCCUGUCGGUGCGUCAAGUGAGGCUCCAGGCGAUUGUCAACCACCACCUCCCAGCAACACGCUGGUGAGCCCAUUCGCUGCAGUGUACACGUCGACCAGUUACAUGGCGCCUUCCGAUGACUUGCUCAGCUCACUGCUGCUCGCCAUUAUCUAUUUAUUAUCGGAUUCCUUUUUUCCUGCCCCAUUGGCGGGAGACGCCACGAGUGGGUCUCAAGGUGGCGGAACUGGCAUGAUCGCCGGCAGUGGUGGCGCUUAUUUGAGCCGUAGCGUCACUAUGCUAAGGCCUCCACUCUACGCGUUAUUUCGCCUGGUGUUUUCUCGUGCUCCCAUUGGACUCUCGCCACGAGCAUUCAUGGCUAUUGUCGACGUUUGGCUCGCAUACAUCCAGCCGUGGCAUUGCCGAUCUUGGAUGGACUCGAGAGAUCCCACGACAGCAUGUCUGGGAUCCAGGGCAGAUGAAGCAACGCAAACUGGAUAUACACCAGUGUGGGAAAGCUAUGUGCUGGCAAAUUACCACUUUUACACAACGCUGUUGGGCACUUUCGUGGAACGAGCAAAAGAGCUGGACUUUUCCGCAGGUGACGAGCGUAACCUGGAGAUCGUUGACCGCGUGAUGAGUGUGUACAAUGCGGAUUUGUUGGCACUUUUGCGUCGGGCGUCGCUCCAUCUAGAAAAGUGCCAGCCGUUCGCGAUACCGUUUGGCUUGAACCGUGGCGUAAGUCGCCCACGUACGGACACUUCGUUGAAGACCAAAUCUACUGCUGACGUGUCGCUCACAGCAACUCAAGCGCAUGUGCUGACAUUUUACUGCAAGUCCUUAGGAAUCGAGUGCACGCCGGUGCCGCUGCACGAUAGCUUCCACCGCGACGCUGAGCGUCUGUUCGAUAAGCUGUGGGCGGCGGUGGCGACAUCUGCCUCGACGACGUCAUCAUCUGCAGACUUGUACCAGAAUGUGAGUGCCGUGUUCCGUGCGUCCGAUACGAAAGCAGAUGACGAAGUGGUGGAGCAAGUACAGCGCUUGAGCCGCAUGUUGCGGCGUGUGUUUGAGAUUUCAGAUGCCUAUGUCGCAUCAACUGCGCACUCGCGUUUGUCGGCUACUGGUACCGGUGGUGGUGUGGAAUCCUUUGCGCCAAGCCGAGACAAGAAGCUGCCGCACUUGCUUUCGCGCGAGGGAGUUUUCCAGCUGCAGCAUGGAAUGCGCUUAUGCUCUGCGGAUACGGCGCAGUACAUCGGUGAUCCCAUGCUCAGUCCAAUUUGUUCGUACGAGGUGGUGUGGCUCGUACGUCUUUCGUACCGCGUCUCGACGUGGCUCAACGCAAAGUUUGGGUUUGUGAAUCCGUACCACGGCAAGCGACUCGACGAUAACUUGGAAGUGGACCCUGCGAGUCCCUUCAUGUACUUUCGUUUUAACUUCCGCUUCCUCGCCAGCAAAGUGAACCUCAGCUACCUUGGUGCAUUCCUCCUCCUGUUGUAUGUGAUGUACUUCUGGUAA